GCUCAUUCUAACAUCGUCGUAAUAGGCUGCUUCUAGCCCCAAGAAACUAGAAAUAGUCGGUUUGGCGGGUGCUUUUCAUCCUCUGGGAAUGGCCUUCUUUCCAUAUACAGAUCCCGACCGACCAGUUCGUAUUUUGGUGGUCAAUCAAGCCAACUCCUCAUCUUCGUCUGUUGAAGUAUUUGAAGUCAAGGCGUCUGGAAGCAAGCUGGUACACCUUCGAACGAUUACCGACCCUUUAUUCAAAAACUUGUAUCGUCUUACGGCUGACCCUCUCCAGUGGAGUAUUGACGAAAAACUUCCUGUGCCUAGCUUUUGGGUGGUACAACACCAUGGUUAUGACCAAACGGAGCGCCCUCGUAGACGCUACUUUGAGGACAAGCUUGGAUUGUCUGCUGCUACUGCAAUCUACUAUAAUACUCCUGCCGAGUCUGCCGAAGCUAACCUUUGGUACCUAUCAUCCCCAUCAGGCAUUAUAGUUGAUACGAAGGAGAAAACAAAACGCAGGGUCUAUGUAGCGAACUCUGGCUCUGGUUCGGUAGAGAUUCACAGAAACACGCUUGUAUCGCCGGAGAACCAACUUAAAACAGUUGAGGACAAACGCACAGGACAAUUGGGCAAAGUGUACUGGCCAUCCAUGAUCCAUCAAGAAUCAUCACACUUCGAUGCCUACCCUUACGGCAUCGAACUAGCAUUCCUUCCCAAUGACGAGCAGAAAGAUGGCUCGACUGCCACCUUCACUGUCGCUUUACCUCGAUUUUAUGAACUGUUAGAUAUCGCAAAGGACUCCGCGAAAAGGCAAAAUGUGUCGGACAAACGAACCGGGACUAGAGUUUACAGAAGUUUCCCUGAGUUGCGAUGGAGAAGUUCGCAUCGCGCUGUUCUUCCAGAGGAGCACGAUUUAGUCCCUAAUUUUGAAGAGGUUACGUUCUGGGCUUCGGUGCAAAAGCUUAUUUACAACAAUGAAGACGGUUCGCUGUUCUCGGGAGCAACCUCAGUGGCUGUUAGUGAAGACGAUAACAAAAUGAUACUGGCUGGAGCCUACGAGGAAGGAAUUCUUGUGUGCUCUUUAUAAUAGACAUUAUAAUUUUCUCAUAAAAAGUUUACAAUUGGGCCAUACUUUCGAGCCAAACCUUUCCCCCCUCACGCAUCUUUCAAGGGCCCAAUGACCUCAUUGUUGAGAAUAAUUCUUUUACCUGGAUUCAAGUGAUAAGCUUUCGCCUACCAUGGCAUAUCUGACCCCAAAGCUACUGCUU
Molecule: messenger RNA, 1253 nt
Organism: Umbelopsis ramanniana AG
Lineage: Eukaryota; Fungi; Mucoromycota; Umbelopsidomycetes; Umbelopsidales; Umbelopsidaceae
Exons: 1
Coding region: 89-1072 (327 amino acids)
Source: RefSeq, a predicted model, not a curated record